Molecule: messenger RNA, 597 nt
Organism: Ostertagia ostertagi
Lineage: Eukaryota; Metazoa; Nematoda; Chromadorea; Rhabditida; Trichostrongylidae
Source: the annotation of a GenBank genome assembly
AUGAAGAAAGAUUACGACAGAUCGUCAAGCAUUGCAGAUAUUCUGAUUAAUGGAAUAGAACGUUUGCCGCGAGCUCAAGGAAAUCCUGAGGAGUUGCCACAACAGAAGUCACAACAAGGACAUUUCUCGGAUGAUCAAGCCGAAGAAGACCAAAUUAGCGAGGCCACCAGAAAGAGUUCUAACAUGAGACCAGCAUUGUUCAAAGAACGGAGCCAUCAUCUCUCUGUGGGGGAACGCAUCCUCCACAGCAGUGCUACAGGUUCGCAUCGCCAGAGAAACUUCGGACAGAUCAAAAUCAAAUCACAACCAAGAUAUGCAACUCGUCCCGGGAACACAACUACUGGCUCGAACCAGCCGAAAUAUGUACAAUCACAUUGUAUUGCUGAAAUUUCCAGGAUGUUCGACUCAGCCUCCGGAAGCUCGUUUCGAUCUAAACAAACGCGUAUGGAAUUUACCACUUGCAACAAUACCACGACGUCGAAUUCGAUAAAACGAUUUCAAGCGACGCCAAGAGCGGCUGGCAAGGCGUUUAGCGAACGGUCGCUGCUGCUCAGGGAUCGUUCUAAUACUCACAGAAGAGCAUUUGAAAUGGCUCAG